This is a messenger RNA of Colletotrichum graminicola M1.001, 3312 nucleotides long. Its product is annotated as SNF2 family domain-containing protein. Lineage: Eukaryota; Fungi; Ascomycota; Sordariomycetes; Glomerellales; Glomerellaceae. The coding region runs from base 1 to 3312 and encodes 1103 amino acids. Gene Ontology annotation, molecular function: ATP binding; ATP-dependent chromatin remodeler activity. The transcript has a single exon. The record is from RefSeq and is a predicted model, not a curated record.
AUGAACCCUCAGCCACAGUCGUGGAAUCCUCAAGCAUUGCUCAACCCCCGUGCCUACGCAUCCUCUACUCCUGCCUCGAAGCGAAACUCCCCUAAACCUCAGUCUCUAGCGACUCGAUCCGCGCCAGCGAACCAAAGCGCCAAUAGCGGCGCCUUCGUAUUUCAAUUUGCGAGUCCGAAUGACACCCCGAGCGAAUCGUUGACACCGGGCAUGACUUCAGGCGCAUCGACCCCCGGUCAUGACGGACGCGUGUCGCCUUAUGGGAUGGGCAGCAUGAUUGAACGAAUGAAGGAUGUACAGGAGCGCGCUUCUGCGCCUCAGCCCAAGCGCAGAAAGUACGACACCCCUGAAUCCGAUGCUGACAACAAAAAGACGAUGGGGCCUGGCGGCAGCGGAAUGCUGGGCGCCUAUGUUAAGGAAAAGCAGGAUGCAGGCAAAAAGGAGAACGCAAAAGUAUCCACGAACACGGUGGAUCUCACUGAGGGCGACGAUGAUGUGGUCAUGGUUCAAGACCCCGCAGCCGAGGAGGUCUGCUACGGCAUGCUUACUGCCAAACUCGAUUGCCACAAGGUGCCCUCUCCAAAGCCAGGAACGCAAAGUAUAUUUGGACCGGAUUUCAUGCCGCCAGUCAAGAUCGUCUUGAAGCGAAUUAUCGGAGACUCGACGAAGAAGAUUCAAGCCUACGAUUACACGCGCGAUAUCAUUGGAAACAUCGACGCACACACUGCCGGAGCCCUUGUUCCCUUGCUGGACUCCAACGUGCGCCUCAGAACCGACUGCAAGAUCCCCACGCACAGGAAGCAGGCAGAUGAGGAGUCGGGCAAGCCUAUCUCGAGGUCCUACCCCGUGGAGAUGACUCUCUACGGUCAGUACAGAUUCGUGAAGGCUGUGGGCAAGCACUUUGAGCGGGCCAAGAUCAUUCUGCGCCACCCCACUAGAGUUGACUCUGGCGUCAGAUACGAAAACGUCCACGCCGAGUCGAAGCCCAUUCCAGCACCCGGCGCCAGAAACCUGGCCGGGGCCCUUGCUCAGUACAACAGUCACUCGUCGUCGACUUACUACACAAACCCAACCCCUCGCACUGUUGAGGAGAUUCGGUCAGACGUCAUGGGCGUCUUUGACUCCAUGGGAAAGACGGAUGAGCUUCCUGAAAUGGAUCCAUCACCAAUCGUCACCACCGAACUCCUCAAGCAUCAGAAGCAGGGCCUGUAUUUCAUGGCAAACAAAGAGAAGACGUCAAGCGCCGAGGAGAGAACCAAGGGCUCGAUGUGGCAGCUCAAGAUCGGCCCCUCCGGCCAGAAGUCCUACUACAACGUCAUCACAGGCCAAGCAGAGCGACAGCUUCCACCGGACACCCACGGUGGCCUGCUCGCUGACAUGAUGGGCUUGGGAAAGACGCUUAGUAUCCUCUCACUCCUCGCCAGCUCUAUGGACGAAGCUCGGGAAUGGGCAAGCCGCGCGCCUGUGCAGCCCGAAAUGCCGCCCCAGAAGGCUGGGGGCAAAGCGACGGCUUCGAGCUCCCUGCCACUCACUAACAUCGCCCUGAAUUCCAAGGCGACGCUUCUUGUGUGUCCCCUAAGUACCGUCACCAACUGGGAGGAGCAGAUCAAGCAGCACAUCGCGCCUGGACAAAUGAGCUACUACAUUUACCACGGCUCGAACAGGAUCAAGGACGUCGAAAAGCUGGCAGACUUCGAUUUGGUGAUCACCACCUACGGCUCUGUCUCGAGCGAGCUAGGCGCUCGCAGCAAGCGGAAAUCAGGAAAAUACCCGCUGGAGGAGAUUGGGUGGUUUCGCAUCGUUCUUGACGAGGCGCACAUGAUACGCGAGGUUGCAACUUUGCAGUUCAAAGCCAUCGUUCGUCUCCAGGCUGCUCGUCGCUGGGCCGUCACUGGAACCCCCGUUCAGAACCGUCUCGAAGACUUGGCCGCCCUUUUGCAGUUCAUCCGGCUCAAGCCCUUCGACGACCGCAACAAGUUCAAUAGAUUCAUCGUGGAUCCAUUCAAAGCCUGUGACACGGAAAUCGUUCCAAAGCUCCGCGUUCUUGUGGACAGCGUCACACUGCGACGCUUGAAGGAUAAGAUCAACCUUCCACCGCGCAGCGAUCAUGUCGUCAAGCUCGAUUUUACUGCUGAGGAGCGUGAGGUUUACGAUUUGUUCGAGAAGAACGCUCAAGACCGUGUCAAGGUCCUUGCCGGAAAUGGCGUGCAGCGGGCACUAGGAGGCCACACGUACAUCCACAUUCUGCGAUCCAUCUUGCGGCUUCGCCUCCUCUGUGCUCAUGGCAAGGACCUCUUGAACGAAGAAGAUCUAGAGGCCUUGCAAGGCAUGACGGCUGACAUGGCUAUUGACCUUGACAGUGAAGAUGAGGACAACCAGCCCGGCUUGUCGAACCGCAAGGCGUACGAAAUGUUCGAACUAAUGCAGGAGACAAACACGGAUGCUUGCAGCGUCUGCUCCAAGAAACUGGGAUCCAACGACGACGCCAGCAUCGAGUCGGAGGGGCAAGAAGACAUCCUCGGCUACAUGACGCCCUGCUUCCAUAUCGUCUGUGGUGCCUGCAUCAGGGGGUUUAAAGAACAGACCAAACAGCUUCUCGCUCCAGGCGAGGCUACGGGGCCAUGCCCUGUCUGUUCCACGGUCAUCAAGCCCGCCUACGUUGACAUCCGUCGAUCCCGCGUCAAGAUUGAGCACGAGGGACCUGCUAAAGACAAGACCUCCUCAAACGGCCGCAAGACAUUCGGGAAGUACUCGGGACCACACACCAAGACGAGAGCUUUGAUAGAGGAUCUUUUAAAGUCGAAGGCCGACAGCGAGGCUAGCCCGCACGAGCCGCCGUACAAGUCCGUCGUAUUCUCGACGUGGACCUCACACCUCGACUUGAUCCAGAUGGCUCUUGACAAUGUCGGCAUCAAGUAUGUCAGGCUUGAUGGCAGCAUGACGCGUGUUGCGCGAACCCAGGCGAUGGACAGCUUUCGCGACGACAAUUCAGUUCACGUCAUCCUGGUGUCAAUCACAGCCGGUGGUCUUGGCCUCAAUUUGACUGCAGGCAGCAGCGUUUACGUUAUGGAACCCCAAUACAACCCCGCAGCCGAGGCUCAGGCCAUCGACCGAGUUCAUCGUCUGGGCCAGAAGCGUCCCGUUCGUACGGUCCGAUACAUCAUGCGAAACAGCUUCGAAGAGAAGAUGCUCGAACUGCAAGAGAAGAAGAACAAGCUGGCGAGCCUCAGCAUGGAUAGGAAGGACAGGGUGUUUGAUAAGAGCGAAGCGGCCCGACAGAGGCUUCAGGACCUUCGAAGCCUGUUCAAAUGA